Messenger RNA from Colletotrichum destructivum, 1700 nucleotides. Its product is annotated as Putative deoxyhypusine synthase, DHS-like NAD/FAD-binding domain superfamily. The transcript has 4 exons. Gene Ontology annotation, molecular function: deoxyhypusine synthase activity. The coding region runs from base 566 to 1636 and encodes 356 amino acids. Lineage: Eukaryota; Fungi; Ascomycota; Sordariomycetes; Glomerellales; Glomerellaceae. Gene Ontology annotation, cellular component: cytoplasm. The record is from RefSeq and is a predicted model, not a curated record. Gene Ontology annotation, biological process: peptidyl-hypusine biosynthetic process.
CACCACACCCCAAACGCCAGGCACACACCACCACACACCACCAGGACACGUUGUUGCCGUGUCGCCUUGCCAUUAGAUGACGAGGUGCGCAGGUGGGACACUGACACUGUCGUGAAGGCCCUGCCUGGGGUGGGGCCUUGUGCGCGCCGUGGCAGACCCUGCGGCCUUAGCCCAAAACUGAUGGCCAGUGGACUCCACCUUUCCGUCAAAAUUCUUUGCAGAGUGGGGCUCCUUCUUUACAAACAUCGCGACCGUGGAGCCAUUCCAUGGCCGCCCGGAUGGAGUCAUGGUACCUGGUGUGGAUGCAACUUUUACAACAUAAUAUUCUCACUUAAUUCCUUGUCCAAAUUGCCGAACUUACCGCAGCCUCAUUGAUCACCAAAAGAGAAUCUGCGCGUUGACUGUUGAGCUGGAUAACUGAGACGGGGGGUUUUGUCUGAUACCCACGUACCUGGUCAUCCAGUUCAGUUCUCCGCCAAUUCUCGGUUUCCACAUUUGGGUGUCCGUACCUUGCCUUAGAUCGCCACCACCCCUCUCUCCCACCCAAUUCUCAACUGAAAGCAAUAUGGCGUCUCAGGAAAACCCCAAUGCCCCACCGGCGGCUGCUACCGACGCAGUCCUGGUCGUCUCUGAGGAGAUGCCCGAGGACUCCCAGAAAGUCGAGGAGCUGGACUUUGAUGACUUCGAGGGCCCCAUCACAGCCGAGAACCUGUGCAACGGCAUGAGGUACAUGGGCUUCCAGGCCUCGUCCCUCGCCGAGUCCGUCCGGAUCAUCAACGACAUGAGGGCAUGGCGCGACCCGGAGACCGGCGAUAAGACCACCAUCUUCCUCGGCUACACUUCCAACAUGAUAUCUUCUGGCAUGAGGGGAAUUUUCAGGUGGUUGGUCAAGCACAAGCACGUGUCCGCUAUCGUGACGACCGCCGGAGGAGUAGAGGAGGAUUUCAUUAAGUGCCUGGGCGACACUUACAUGUCCUCUUUCAGCGCCGACGGCGAGGGCCUCCGCAAGAAGGGCCAAAACAGAAUCGGCAACCUCGUCGUCCCCAACUCUAACUACCGCGCCUUCGAGGACUGGGUCGUGCCCAUCUUUGACAAGAUGCUCGAGGAGCAGGAGGCCAGCAAGGGCACCGAAGACGAGAUCAACUGGACGCCCUCCAAGAUGAUUCAUAGGCUCGGCAGGGAGAUCAACGACGAGCGCUCCGUCUACUACUGGGCGUGGAAGAACGACAUUCCCGUCUUCUGCCCGGCGCUCACCGACGGCAGCUUGGGAGAUAUGCUGUACUUCCACACCUUCAAGACCUCGCCGAAGCAGCUCAAGUGUGACAUCGUCGAGGACAUCAGACGUAUCAAUACCAUGUCCGUCCGUGCAAAGAGGGCAGGCAUGAUCAUUCUGGGUGGCGGCGUUGUCAAGCACCACAUUGCCAACGCAUGCUUGAUGCGCAACGGCGCCGAGUCGGCCGUGUACAUCAACACCGGCCAGGAGUUCGACGGAAGCGAUGCCGGUGCUAGACCAGACGAGGCUGUCUCUUGGGGUAAAAUCAAGAUUGGAGCCGACGCCGUCAAGGUCUAUGCGGAUGCUACUGUGGUAUUCCCGUUCAUCGUCGCAAACACAUUUGCCAAAGACCGUUCAUCAUAGAUAUCAAAAAGGGGAAUAGAGAAGACGCCGGAUCACAUUCAACCUGAUACUGACGACGUGCCCC